This is a messenger RNA of Aspergillus clavatus NRRL 1, 2613 nucleotides long. RefSeq lists its product as uncharacterized. The transcript is spliced from 2 exons. Lineage: Eukaryota; Fungi; Ascomycota; Eurotiomycetes; Eurotiales; Aspergillaceae. The record is from RefSeq and is a predicted model, not a curated record. Bases 1 to 2613 code for a protein of 870 amino acids.
AUGGCUUCGGAGUCGGACCAGUCGAAGCAGUAUCUGCUGCCUCCCUUGUCCGAGUUGCUUCCUCGAGACACCAGCGCCGAGAAUGACAACAACCACACCGAUUCCAGUGAAUCGACCCGCAUUUCGUCCUUUUGGAACCCGUUCGAUCGCAGCGUCUCGCCGGACCGCGACUAUAUCCGCUACCAGCCAGCCUCCGCGACAAACGAGAACACCAGUGCGCAAGAGGAACCGCAGGACCAUGAAGAGCCCCAGCACCGUCGCCAGGUCUCGUUUGGAUUGGGAAUUGCCAAUUCAUUUCCACAGUCGCCCUACCAGCCCCCUGACGAUACCGACGAUGGCGAUCUAGCUACCAAGUCGCUGGGCCGGGAGUCCUCAGGGCCGUCGCCGCUACAGUACCAAACAUCCCAGACCACGCUCCUACCACACUCGCCGGCCGGGAACUGUCCAACGCACCAGGGGGUCGUGCAAAAGCGACUCUCGUGGGUCCCCAUUACCAUCUUCGUGCUGGCAGUCUACGCGACCAUCUUCUCGGGGAUCUACCUGGUGCUCGCGCUGGUGAAACCACGGUAUGGCAAGAGGAUCGGCGAAGACGGGGGCCUGGCGCCGUCGACGGCGAAUCUGCUGAGCGCGCUGUUCGCCAAAACCAUCGAACUGGCAUAUGUCACGGUCUGCGUCGCGUUCCUGGGCCAGGUGCUGAGUCGGCGCGCCAUCACCAAGGGAUCGCGCGGCAUCUCCAUCUCCGACAUGAGCAUGCGCGCCUGGAUCAUGCAGCCCGGCUCGCUGAUCGUGCACUGGGAAACGGUCCGAUACUCGGCGCUGACCGUGCUGGGCAUGAUCACGUUGACCGCGACCCUGGUGGCGAUGCUCUACACCACGGCUGCAGAGGCGUUGGUGUCGCCUAAGCUGCGCAUGGGGCCCGUCGAGCCGCGCAUGCUCUCCGGCAACGUGUCCACCGAGUUCGCCAAUCCGUAUUACCUGAAAGCGCGCUGCUCCACCCCGAUCACAGCGGCAGUGGACCCGGUCUACGUGGGAGAUACCUGUCUGGACAUGGUCCUCGUCGGGCAGGCGUACCACGACUACCAGGCCUACAUCGCGGAAUGGGGCAAUUGGCUCCGCGAUGGGAAUCUGACCUCGACUAAUCUGCGCUCCAGACUGGCCCCGACGGGCUCCUUGUAUGAUAACACCACGGUGACGGGCAGCUGGAUCGACGUCACGAACAUCACCGAGGUGUCGCAGAAAUAUGGCCGGAUGGUCAACAACAUCACGGCCGCGAUGCCGCAUGGCGGAAUCGUCGCCGCCGCCACGAAUCCAGCCAACGGCAUCCGAAAGCCGGUGGAGGGAACGGGCGAAGCCAACUUUGAGAUCGAGGCGUCCGUGCCCUCCCCGGCCGUCAACGUGCUCUGCGUGGGGAUGACGGCGGACGAGCUGACCCCGCUGGUGUACAACGAGUGGCCGUACAGACCUAGCUUCAAUCCCGUUACCUGGGACUUCAAGACUUACAAGAAUAUUCCCGGCGAUUGGUACAACCGAACGGUGGUCGAUGACAUCUUCGGAUGGGCCCCCGAGGCGGGACGCUUCCCUCCAGUGUUCGGCAAGCUGCCCAAGGCCUACAACACCAUCAUUAACUCCACCGGUCCUUGGCCGACCAGCUCAAUCUACAUGUUAGGGGCUGCGCCGGAGGAGAGCAUGACUCCUCCUUAUGUAAUCUGCUCUCUGAAAGCGAAGCUAUCCCCCGUCUGUUCCACCAAGUACUCCGCAACCGCCAGCGGGGGCAUCCUGCGGACCAAUUGCGAGAACCCGUCGAACCCCAUGCAGUUCAACCGGCGCAACCAGAGCGCGGUCGACGGCGAGUGGGACGGCAACUGGAAGAACGUCGCCGACGAGUGGGCUCGAUCCAUGAGCUUGAAUUCGGGCAUCACCGACGGCCAAGCCAGUAACGCCCGCCUGCUCAUGCAGUUCAUCCCGACACUCGACGAGCGGACCGGGGCGUAUGCGCUGGAUCCCAGGCUGCCGUCGAUUGGAGAAGCCCUAGCCGUCAUGGUCGGGAACACUCUGAUCCUUAGCUCCAUGAAUUCGCCCUUUGUCCAAUUUUUCAACUACACCAAGGCGGCAGAGCCGCCCUAUGCACUGCUUGAGCCGGUCCAGCAAUACUUCGAGGCGACAGUGGGCGCUAGGGGUUAUGCGUCCGGGGGCACGGAGGAGUGGCAGAACCUCUUCUACGUGAUCCUGGUGUUUGCCUUCCUGACCAGCGCCAUCAUUCUGGCUUUCAUGCUGCUCGAGGUUCGGGGCCGGCAGAUCACCGACUUCACCGAGCCCCAGAACCUGUUCGCGCUGGCAAUGAAUAGCCCAGCCUCGACGCAGUUGAAAGGUGCAUGCGGUGCGGGCCCUCAAGGCCGGCAGCUCAGUGAGCGCUUCUGCGUCGCCAUGGAGGAGGAUGACGAGCACUACUAUAUUCGAACAAAAGCCGAGGAGCAUUCAGAUCAGCCAUCCAUGGCACCCGCUCGUUCUGUAGUCUCACUGGAGGUCGACGAUGUCGCUAAGCCCGUGAGUCCGGCCAUGGCCGAAUACCGGCGAUUGUCGUCGAAAAGCAGUCUUUUGUCGAGAUUUUAUUAA